Molecule: messenger RNA, 652 nt
Organism: Dioscorea cayenensis subsp. rotundata (Guinea yam)
Lineage: Eukaryota; Viridiplantae; Streptophyta; Magnoliopsida; Dioscoreales; Dioscoreaceae
Product: mediator of RNA polymerase II transcription subunit 28
Exons: 3
Coding region: 26-463 (145 amino acids)
Biological process (GO): regulation of DNA-templated transcription
Cellular component (GO): mediator complex
Source: RefSeq, a predicted model, not a curated record
GUUUCGUGAAAGAUCGAUCACUCUAAUGGCGGAGCAGCAGCAUGGAACGGCGUCACAGCCGCCGUCGCCGGCGCCGUUGACGCAGCAAUCGCAACAGAGGCAGCAGCGGGAUGAGAUGAUGGCUUGUGUGGCGGCGCUGGAGGCUGCGUUGCUGCCUUGCCUCCCUGCGCGCGAGCUCCAGGCCGUCGAUCGCUCCGUUCACUCCUCCCACCAGAUUGAUGUUGAGAGACAUGCAAGGGAUUUUAUGGAGGCUGCAAAGAAGCUCCAAUUAUAUUUCAUAGGUCUCCAACACGAGGAUCAACCAAGCAAGGAAGAAAUGUUGAGGAAGGAGAUCUCUCUUGUGGAAGAAGAGCUGAAGAUCAAAGGUGAGCUUAUCACAAAGCAUGAGAAACUCAUUCAAGGUUGGAGAAAAGAGCUCAAAGACCAGCUGGAGAAACAUACGAAUGAGUUAGAAAGAGUCUGAUUUGAAUAUUUCUUAUUUCUCUGGUCAUCAUAACUUUGUAACCUUCCUUAGCAAUGCUGAACUUGUAGGUGACUAGAUGUUCAAUCUUUUUCCUAUAACAGGUUAUUGUACUCAUGUGAAUACAUAUAUGUACGUCACAAUGGCAUAUUUAUGCAAACGAUAAUUAAUUCAUAACUUCUUUUGCUUGUA